GAGAGGAAGUAGGAGGAGAUAAUCAGGGUUCAGAAGAGAUGGCAUUGAGACAUGGAGGGAGUCAAACACAGAAUGAAAGAAAGGCAUCAGCAUUGAAGAUCAGAGAACCCACGGCCUCUGAGAGAACAAUUGUAGUCUCUGGUCUUCCAGUUGGCCUUUUAAAAGACCAGCUGGUGAAGCAUUAUUUCCAGAAUGAGGGUGGCCACGUGGAAGAGGUGAUAUAUCCAUCAAGAACCAAAGGAGUUGCAUAUAUCAUAUUCAAAGAAAAGAAAGUUGCACAGAAUAUCAUCAGACAAAGGAAAUACCCUCUGGCUUCAAAGCCUCAGCUCACAGUCUCUCACUUCAGUGAAAAGGUCUUCAACUAUGUGAUGGCUAUUCUGGAUCUGUCUGUUUUUCGGACUCAAAUUGUGCUAGAAAGCCUGGUAAUGGAUCUGAAAAAGAAAAUCCCAACUUUAAACUUCAGCCCAUUGGGACCCAGUGGGAAGAUCUCUGUGAAAGGUUCAUUUCUGGCUAUCAUGAAGCUUAAACAGGUUUUGAUAUCAAAAGCCAUCUCCCCUUUAGAAAACCACAGGAAGUGUGCCGGCGAAAGGAGAAAUCAAAAUAGACAGAACCCUGGAAGUAUCCUACAGAGAAGCAAGAACUCUGCAGCGGCACUUGGGACCUCUGUACCCAAGGCUGCCAGAAGCCAAGGAACACUUGUGCUUGACACAGAUACUUUCUUUUACCUGAAACACAAGUGUGAGUUUUAUGAGCUAACACUGAGCAAAUACCAUAUCCUGUGUCAGGAGAGGGUGGAUGGUGAUGUCACCACCAUUUGUCUACAGGAUGCUCAUGACGGGUCUCGUUCUAGCAGUGUCAGACACGUGAAAGAGCUCAUUGAAGAGUGGGCCCAGGACCUCCAGCUUGAGCUCAGAAAAGAGACACUAGUUUUAGAAGGAAGGGGAGAUGGAGAGAAAAGAAAUAUUAAGCGGGCUUGUGAGCAUCUCUGUUACAGAUAUCUUAGGGUUUUGAUUAAUCUUCACAGCACACAUAUCGACAUUAUAGGACCUUCUUCGGACACAUUCCUCUUCAAGACAGAGCUUGUAAAAUGUGCAAGGCAAAAGGUCACUGAAGGUGGGGGUUUAAAUGAGUUAGCCAGACCCAAGACAAAUGAUACAUAGGUGUUUAUUAGGUAAGGACUUACACAGAUAAGAGAAAAUAACCACUGAGGUCUUCCUACUCCAGAAGAUGCAGUCUCUGCUCUUUUGAUGCUCUCGGAUACUCAAGAGUGCAUGAACCAUCCCCUCCUCUACCUUAUCAAUGGGUCAUAUCUGUCUGUACCUGAAACCAUGCCCAAAGGAUGUGGUCACUGCUACAAGUUCACUGGCAAGGCAAGUGCCACUCACUACAGGUCACCUGAGGCCUCAGCCACAGUUAAGGUUGUUUUUUCCCUGACAUUGAGAAGUGACCGCUUGCUUCUCAUGUCAUCCAGUUUUCACAGUGUGUAUCAUUGUCUUCAUGUUAUAGGGGGAAAAGAUAGGAUUUAGGGAACUUAAAAUACUCAUCUAAAGUUACCCAGCCAACAAGGACUGGCAUUGAAUACAAAAAUAAUACCUAAAUCAAACUAAAAACAAAACAAAAACAAACAAACAAUCAAAAAACCCAGUAAAAACCUAUCAUUAAACUUUGAAGAAAUUUUACUUCCCCUGCAACUAGAAAUUAUUAGUACCAGAAGUAUUUCCCCUGACGUGGGUUUGUAUGAUUAUUAUGCUGUUGCUAAGUUCUCGGGUGUUGUAUUCACUCCAUCUAGUGUUAGAAUGGUGGCCAAGAUCACCUGGGAAAGGAGUGAUUCUGUUAGAAUUGUAAGGAAUCUUGGGAGAAUUUUGUGUGCUUGCUGUUGUAGAUGAUUCUUGUUUUACAACAGCGUGUCAUCCAGAUGCACAUUGUGAAUUCAAAACAUUGUGAGUAAAAAAAAAAAAAAUGCCUUAAAUCCAUGUAAAUUGUAGAACAUCUUAAUCUUGUGGCUGUGCUGACUGACAGCCUGAGCUUCCUGUGGCUGCUCAGCAUUGGCAAAGAGCAUGGCCCUGUGCAUCACUAGCCUGGAAAAGAGUCACUGUCUGAAGUACAGUUUCUAUUGGCUGUAUCUUCCUUUUGCACCAUAAUAAAGUGCAUAUAGAAAAAUUAAAUUGUGAGUUGAACUGUCAUUGAGCCAAGCAAGGAUCCUCUGCAUUCUGAGCAUCGGUGUUCUUAAUCCUUGGAUGCUAUUACUUUAACAGCACAAUAAUAAAGACAAAGAAAAGCUAUAGUGCUUUAGCCCCAGAGUAAGGCAACUUUACAUAAUGGAGCUCUGCAGCCCAUCCUGGUAUAAUAA
This is a messenger RNA of Phodopus roborovskii (desert hamster), 2350 nucleotides long. RefSeq names its product RNA binding motif protein 43 (gene Rbm43). The record is from RefSeq and is a predicted model, not a curated record. The coding region runs from base 39 to 1160 and encodes 373 amino acids. NCBI's taxonomy places the organism in Eukaryota, Metazoa, Chordata, Mammalia, Rodentia, Cricetidae. Gene Ontology annotation, molecular function: RNA binding. The transcript is spliced from 4 exons.